AUGUCUAUCUGGGACACCCUCUCGGGUCGAAAGCAGACGGCCGGCACGGCUGAAUUCGACCCAUCCUCUGCCGCAGAUGUCUCUUCGUUCCUCUCUAAUACCGCCAUUCCCGACCCAUCAGAACUCCAUCCUCUGUCGGGACUAAACCAAGAAACACUCGACUACCUAACGCUCGAAGACUCGGCGCUGAGCGAGCUGCCCGGCUCCCAGUCCGCACUCCCAUCAAGAGGAUGGUCUGACGAUCUCAGCUACGGGACAGGAACCACAUAUCUCGCUGCUCUUUCGAUUGGAGGAGCAUGGGGUCUUAUCGAGGGACUGAGACGAUCGCCGGCCAGCGCUGCACCAAAGCUGCGGCUCAACAGCGUGCUUAACUCAGUCACUCGACGCGGACCAUUCCUGGGGAACUCUGCCGGCGUUGUUGCGUUGGUUUAUAACGGUGUGAAUUCGACAAUUGGACAUGUGAGAGGCAAGCAUGAUGCGGCAAAUAGCAUUGUUGCUGGAGCGUUGAGCGGAAUGCUCUUCAAGAGCACUAGGGGUAUCCGACCCAUGAUGAUAUCUGGAGCAAUCGUUGCCAGUAUCGCGGGAGCCUGGACUGUAUGA
Messenger RNA from Arthroderma uncinatum, 600 nucleotides. RefSeq names its product mitochondrial import inner membrane translocase subunit tim23. Gene Ontology annotation, biological process: protein import into mitochondrial matrix. Gene Ontology annotation, cellular component: mitochondrial inner membrane; TIM23 mitochondrial import inner membrane translocase complex. The record is from RefSeq and is a predicted model, not a curated record. The coding region runs from base 1 to 600 and encodes 199 amino acids. Gene Ontology annotation, molecular function: transmembrane protein transporter activity. The transcript has a single exon. Lineage: Eukaryota; Fungi; Ascomycota; Eurotiomycetes; Onygenales; Arthrodermataceae.